Molecule: messenger RNA, 1917 nt
Organism: Cladophialophora bantiana CBS 173.52
Lineage: Eukaryota; Fungi; Ascomycota; Eurotiomycetes; Chaetothyriales; Herpotrichiellaceae
Exons: 1
Coding region: 1-1917 (638 amino acids)
Biological process (GO): homocysteine metabolic process
Cellular component (GO): cytosol
Molecular function (GO): flavin adenine dinucleotide binding; [methionine synthase] reductase (NADPH) activity; FMN binding
Source: RefSeq, a predicted model, not a curated record
AUGGCCUCGGGGCAUGCAGUGCCUCUCACGGCCCAUUCACACCCUAAUGAUCCUGUCCCUGAAGAGCCUGUGGCCACGCGAAAACUCUCAAUCUCCGCCUCGCAACUUUCACACUCUCUCACCUCGAACGGUCCCUCCAGUUCAUACUCCGACAGCGCCUCGAGCGCAGACACGGCUCCCACAACCCCAACAACCGACAACCUCUCAGAUGUCUCCCUCGAUGAACUCCAUGGCCAACCACCCCAGAGUCCACAGGGCAAGAAGAGGCGGGCUUCAACGUUGUUGGUCUCACAGGACUCGGAAGAUGCGAGGCGAUUUCUGGGCGAGCGGGGUGCUUCAACCGCCAUGAUCCAGAAGGCCUGCUGUGGUGGAGGUUGCUGCAUGCUUCAAGAGUUGAAAACAAGGAGACCUCACCCGGGCCAAACCCCUCUCAAGGUCCCUCAGAACGCGGCCUACCAAAGCUUAAGGAUCAACCUGGGCCAGCUGUGUUUGGACAGUGAGCUCUCAGGCAUUGUUGAGUUGCCUCCCAAGACGGCUUCCUUCGAGCCGUUGUCGACUUCGCCUUCGCGGACCUGCGCAGAGCCUCGAAGACAUCAGAAGCCCGACGUUCUGAAGCAUCCGCCCACUUUUGUCACCCCGCACCCACCUUACGAAGUAUUCUCAGCACCGCUGUUUCAUGCUCGCGAGCUGACAAAACCGGGGGCGGAGAAAAGGACAUAUCACUUCGACAUUGACGUGACUGAUUAUCCCAAGGAAGGGGGAGACGUCGAUUUCGUCGUGGGAGGUGCCAUCGGCGUAUGCGUCCCCAACCCGCCUGACAUGGUCGACCGCAUCUUUGAUUUGUUGGGCGUCCCGAGUUUUGUGCGAGACAAGCCGAUAUUGCUGAAGACGACUGCCGGAAGGUGGCCCACGAUCUGGGGAGAAGAGGAGGCCCGAGAAUUGGUCACCACAAGACGAGAGCUGCUGACAUGGUGCUCGGACAUUCAGAGCUACCCGCCCACCAAACAUCUCUUCCGACUCUUGGCCGAGCACGCAGAAGACAAAAACGAAAAGGCCAUCUUGAUGUUCUUGUCUUCCGCCCAAGGUCAGGCCGCAUUCUGCGACCUCCGAACCGGCCCCUACAUCACCCUUCCACAACUUCUCAGUGCUUUCCCCUCCUCCAGGCCUCCUCUCGACCAUCUCCUUUCCGUCCUCAAUCAACUCAUGCCCCGAUUCUACUCACUCUCCCAGGACCCCACCAUCUCCUGCCAGCGAGACGGUACCAAAUGUCGACGUUUGAUUGAAAUUGCGGUGACGGUCCACGAGGCGGAUGACUACGCCACCGGAAAGCGAACCGGUGUGGGAUCGGGAUUUUUGGAGAGACUGGCAAAGCAGGUCAUCCAGGCGGAGCAGGAAGGGAAGAACCCCCGAGACCUAGAUUUGAGGAUUCCCAUGUUCCGCGGUCUCAUGGCCAACCCCUUGGCCCGCGAAUUCGUCACCGAUGGACCCAUGCUUCUCAUCGGCGCCGGGGUUGGUAUUGCUCCCUUCCGAGGUUUUGUCCAUCGUCGACUGAAGUCGGCCAACUGCGCGAACAAAGUCUGGGUGCUGCAAGGAGUGCGGGACAGUCUUGUGGAUGAGCUCUACUCGGGUGACUGGGGCGUGCACGAGGACAAAGUGAAAAAAGUUGUUCAAUCUCGACGAGGAAAUGGACGUUACGUUCAAGAAGAAGUCCGCGCCCAAGCUGACUUGGUCUGGUUCAUUAUCAAUGCUGUCGAUGGAAGGAUCUUUGUCUGUGGAAGCUCAAAAGGCAUGGGUGAAGGUGUGGAGGCCGCGCUGGUGGAUGUGGCCAUGGCCAAGGGCAAAUUGAAUCGUGAGGAGGCCAAGAGCUUCUGGGACGAGAAGAAGAGUUCAGGUCAGUAUAUUGCAGAGACCUGGUGA